CAACAAUAUAGUGUUAUACAUACAUUUAUUAACAAUGAAGCAUCUUUUUUUUUUUUUUUAAACAAAUCAACAGUAAAAUACAGGUGUACAAAUGAAGCUAAAUUUAUAAAUAUGUAUCUAUAAAACACAGUUUUAGCUUUAAAAACCAAAAAAAGAAAAAAAUAGGAAAAUCAUGAAGCAAAAUUAAAAAGUAAAAAACGAAAAUUUUAAAAAGUUCUUUGACAAAAUUAGAAAUGAAAGACCUCGAAACUCCGGAGCCCCAUUACAUACCAGGGUACACUGGAUACUGCCCACAAUACAUAUACCGAUGCGGAGAGACCUAUGGAUCUCUUUCUCACAAGAUACUCCUCGAUCCAACAAUACAUAAAAGUUACCAGCUCGCUCUUUCCGAUCGAACGUUAACUGACUUUCAGAUCGUCAGAAAAGAUGAAAACAAUCGUAAUGCUAUUCAACUUAGGAAUUACAACUGUAAUUCAAUAUACAAGCAUCCAAUUACUCCUGGAUACACAGGUUUUCUCCCAAGAUCGAGGUCUGCUUUGGGUAAAACAUUUACUAUUGGUGCAGAAGAAGGUCUCAUGGAGUUUGAAAAACAGACUCGAAACAAGAAAAAGGCUCUUAAUGCCAUUUAUUCCGAAGUCGCAGCGAAUAAUGACCAAUAUAAUCCAAGCGUUGAUGAAAAAGCUCAAAAUCUUGCGAGGUAUAAGCUCCCUCUACUUGAAGCGAGACCGGAAUACAGCAACAUUUUAAGAAGCACUAUGGUGACCGAACCACCUGAGCCAUUUGAUAGUGGGGGGUCGUCGCCGUACUUCAAAACCGUGACGAGCCCUGAUAAAAAGUUUAAAUCAGGAUAUACUGGUCACGUGCCGUUCGGCUAUUCUAAGUAUGGACAAGGUUAUGCUCCACUAACUAACUCCGGCUUGUGUGAUUUUACAUCUUACUACCAUACUCGAAAGAGUAACGAAUGGACGCCAGUCAACAUCAUACAAGCAGAGCCUCCUUUAGUUGUAUCUUCUAAUGAAAUUUAUCACAAACACAUUGGCAUGGUUCCGAACUAUACAGGUCAUAUACCUGGCAAUAUUUUCAGGAGUGGGAAAACCUAUGGAGCUGACUCCAGAAAUGCAAAACGAUGGCUUAAAGGAGAUUUUUCUGAAUAAAUAAUGAUCAUAAGACCAUACUUCCUUGAAAGUUAAAAAAAUGAUGCAUGUUUUAAAAAAAUUAAAGUAAACUUUUUUAACUUCAUGCAUUUUCCAAUGACUUAGAUUAUCAGCAGCUUUCUUCAAUUUUUCAUUUUCCUGGAAUAACAAUAAAAUAUUUAAAAUAAUUUUUUAUAACAAACAGAAU
Messenger RNA from Nezara viridula (southern green stink bug), 1341 nucleotides. Lineage: Eukaryota; Metazoa; Arthropoda; Insecta; Hemiptera; Pentatomidae. The record is from the annotation of a GenBank genome assembly.